This is a messenger RNA of Adineta steineri, 2235 nucleotides long. The record is from the annotation of a GenBank genome assembly. NCBI's taxonomy places the organism in Eukaryota, Metazoa, Rotifera, Eurotatoria, Adinetida, Adinetidae.
AUGCAACGUCCAUCGAAUGGUUAUCGAGGUGGUAUUCGUAUUGGUCAUCAUUAUACACAUAAUCAUCUUGUUACAAAUUCUGAUGAUAUAAAUUUAUCACUUUCAAAUUCUGAUGAAAAAGAUGAAAGAAAACAUUCAUCACGAUAUUCUUCUAUCGGAUUAAAUAAUGAUUUUGAAUCAGCUAUACGAAAUCUUCGUCCAUCAGCCAUACAACAAAAAAAGAAUAAAACAAAUUUAAAUAUAAGUAAACAAAAAGCUGAUUUACCACAAUUAAAUACAACAAAUGAUGAUCAACAUAAUAAUAGUAUAAAUGAACAUGAACAAAAUGAAACGAAUCAUCAAGAUAAACAAUUACAUCAAUGGUUUCCACAUCCAGAUAUUGGUCAUGUAGAUUCAAAUGCUUUUAUACGUCAUAAUCAUGUUGAAUCUAAACAACAAUCAUUGGAAUUAAUUGAACAAAUAACUCCACCAGCUAUAUUAACAGCAAUUCCUCCUGUUGGAAUUUCAACACGUCCAACUGCAAUUAUUGCACCACCGGCUCCAACACGAUCUAUUUCAGCUUUUUUUUCAUCAAAUGCAUCAAUAAAAAAAGCAAAUAGUACUAGUUAUAAUAAUCUUCAUAAUAAUUCUUUAAUUAAAACAAACGAACCGCAACAACAACAACAACAGAUAGCAUCGGCUUUUCAACCCAUUCAUUCUAUACAAAAUAUUCUUCAUCGACAAUCAACAAUUAAAUCUGCACCUGUUUUAAUGGAUAUACCACAACAUAAAGCAUUAGUACGUGGUCAACAAUUAAAUAAAGUACAUAUUUCUCAUCCGCAAAGUCCAUCAACUGUUCAUCUUAUGUUAAAUGAAGAUUUUAAUACAGCUUGUCGUCUUCUUCAUGAUAUGGCUAUACAUCCUGACCUUAAUAUUGAUCAUGCACCAACUCAUCUUUUUAAAGCUCAAGUUAAUCGUUUAUGUGCAUGUUAUCAUGAAGGUCGUUGGUUUCGUUGUCGUAUAUUACAAAUUUCACCUGAUUUUUCAACAGCUACAGUUGUUUAUUUGGAUUGGGGUAUGACAAUUCCAAUGCAAAUUGGACCAGAAUAUAUUCGUCGAUUACCAAAUGAAUUUUAUAUUGAACCAGCUUGUUCUAUAAUGUGUCAUCUUGAUGGUAUACCUGAUACAAAUGAUUUAAUACCGUCGAAUAUUGUUGCUGAAUGUAUUGCUUUAUUAAGUGAAAAUGAAUAUGAUGUUAUUGUUAAUGGUUAUGAUAGUACAACAGGAGGAAAAGUUGUUCUUUCAGUUAAUGGAAGAAUUGUUAAUGAUCAAAUACGACAAUUACUUGUACCAAAUACAUUGAUGUCACUUGAAGAUGAAUUAAUUGAACAAUUUCGACAUGAACUUCCAUUAACAAUUGGUGAUGAAUUAAAAACUUUACUUAGUUCAUUUAGUGGUAAAGAUGAUACAUUUUAUGUUUUACUUGUUAAUGAAAAUACUAUUGCUAUUGAUCAUGCUAUGAAUCAAUUACAAGAAGGAAAUCUUUCCAAUUGUUAUACAUAUGAAACACCACGAAUAAAAACUCUUGUUGUUGCUCGUUAUGUUGAUGAUGGUAAAUGGUAUCGUGCAUGGAUUAAAUCAAUUUGUUUACAACGUAAACAAGCAAUUGUAUUUUUUGUUGAUUUUGGUAAUGAAAGUACUGUUAUGUUUUCGGAUAUUUAUCCAUGUCCAGAAUCUGUUCGUAAACUUCCAUGGCUUGGUAUACGUGUUCGUUUAACAAAUGAUACAAUGACACAUGAUGAAUUAGCAACAUUUUGGAAAAUUGCUGAAUCAAAUUAUAUAUGGAUUAAAAUUUUAGAUAUAUUGAAAGAUUCCUAUAGUAUACAAAUUAAAAUUGAUUAUACAAUUCUUCUUCGACAAGAACGUAUGAAAUCAUUAAUAUCUAAUCGAUCUGUCCAUAUAGGUGUACAAACAAUAUUCAAUGAAAGAUCGAUAUCAACAAUAUGUCCAUCGAAUAGUUCAGAUAUAAAUUCAUGUUUAAUGACACCAUCAAUCAAUGAUCAAAGUCAAAUUGGAAAUGAAAGUUUAAUUCGAAAUUUAUUUGAAAUGAUUAGUAAUGAAUUACGUCGUCUUCGAAAUCGUAUUAAUGAUAGUGAUGAAACAUCACAAGAUCGUCAUAGUCAAUUAAUGCAAUUAUUAUUUUCAUCAUUUAAUUUAAAUAAUAGUAAUAAUAAUAAUAAUCAAAAACGAGUUUAA